UAAUGACCGGCAUUCUAUACAUUAUUCCUUACCUGUGUCAUGUUGUACAGCCUUGGCACAAUGAAUUUACAGUUUUUCUUCAUUUGCUUUCAUGCUUCUGUCAACUCUAACAUCACAUUUUCAAAACAAUUAACACACAGUCUUAAACAAAAGCAGUCUGGCCAAAAUAACGCUUACAAAACAUUUCAGACAUGCAACAAAAGUUAAACAUUCCUUCAAACAAUGCACGUUCAACCCUAAUUUUUGCGAUGUCUGUGCCAUUUCUUGAAAGUGUGCGUAGUAUGUGUAAAAAGGCGAACAAGCAUACCACAGCAUGAAUUAUAUUCUUCCCUCCAAACAUGCACCUGUCAUUGACCUUUAAGACCUAAAAUAAGCACCUAGACUACACAAAUUUGUACAUUCAAGUACAGCUACUUGUCAGUUGUCAUUGACAGACCUACAGUACACACCUGGACUUGUCACCCUUUGUAUUGCCCUUUCACAAUAUAAUAGAGACAGUUCUUCUCUCAGUCAUCAAAAGGUGCCUUUAGUCUCUUUGAUCCAUGCUUGCAAAUUCUGUAACAACGCAGAGGUGGUAUCUUUGAAAACAUUUUGCAAAGAAAUUUCACAUCACUUCAGAGUUUCAUAAUAAUGCAAACAAUAUCUGAUGACUUCUUAUUUGUUCAACUCAGUUAAUCCAAUAGAGUUUGGAGUAUUUCAUCAAGUGCAUCUAGUAAGAAAAACUGUACCACCUCUCCUGUGUAUAUCUGAGAUCUUAAACAAAAAUCUUUUUGGACAUUGUGAGGCUGUUCUUAAUCCUGUGGGAAACCACAUACCUGAAAUCAAAUACUCAAUUGUUACCCAACACCAAUGGGAAUGUGUUAACAAAACCUGAACAACAAAACUGCUCAAUAGAAGAAUAGGCCCCCUCCCUGCCUCUCAACUGUGUAUAAAGCACCGUCAGUCUGCCCCAGUUCCUCACACACAGCGACUUUUCCCCUUUACCUGCAGAUCAACGGACAAGGAGUUUAAGGGACGGAAGCGUUGGCGUUGGGUGAGAUGCUGGGGCUGCUGGCGGUGGCGAUGGUCACGGCGCUGGUCGCUGGUCCGGCUGAGGGACAGUUUCUGACCAAGUGCGAGCUGAAGGCAGCGCUCGAGGACGCACUGUUGGAGGACAAAGGCGGCAGGAAGGGGGCGUUCAAUCUGCAGGACCUUGUGGCCAAGCUCAGCAAAGCCGAGGUCAACCCGACCCUGGUGACUGUCAUUCACCCCUCCAGGCCAGAGGGUGCGACUGAGCCGGCUGACAAGCCAGAGGGACCCGAGCCUGUGAUUCCUCCACUGACCAGGCCGGUCCGGCAACCACUCCAACUGAGGCAGCGGGCAGUGAUGGGCAGCAGAGGCUGCAUCAAGAUACGGUUCGGACGGUGGGUGGUGACAAUAUGCAUAAGAGCAGAAGAGGCGCGAAACAACCCGUUGAACCCGUUGAGCCCAUUGGAUACACCUUCACUUGAGCUAUGCCAGAUGCGCUGCAGUGAUUUGAUGGGCAUCAGGGAUGACAUGGCCUGUAUGAAGGAACUGAAGAGAGACCAAGAAAAUAUGAUGGCCAAAAGGUUUCCACAGAAAUGCUCCGUUGUUCGUUCUGACUACUUCGACGAGUGCCCCUGAGUGAACAUGCGGACUGGCUGGAGACCUAUGGUGGUAUCCUAUGUAGCCUUUCCCUACCCACUUCUGUCACUCAACAUAUCCACUAUUAGUUCUAAUGUCUUUUUUCUGCCAUGAGUAAAUGUGACCUUGUGAAAUUCUUGAGCAAUUCAACAUUUGGUAACAUAAUCCAGUCAGUUGUUGGCCUACCAACACCUCUGCGGAUUCUGCUCUUUUAACACAUGAAUAAAAAAGAAUAGCUUCACAAAA
Alosa alosa (allis shad) is the source of this 1890-nucleotide messenger RNA. RefSeq lists its product as uncharacterized. Lineage: Eukaryota; Metazoa; Chordata; Actinopteri; Clupeiformes; Clupeidae. The transcript has 4 exons. Bases 1039 to 1644 code for a protein of 201 amino acids. The record is from RefSeq and is a predicted model, not a curated record.